AGUUGUGAAUUGUAAAAGACGUACUGAACAUAUAACAAACAUUCGAUUAUGUUUUCUGUAAUAAUGGCGUCGAUUAGGUCUCUCCUCAAAACACUUUUCGAUCAAUUCAUCCACAAAGAUUUCCAUGAAGCCGUUGCUAAGAUGACUCUCAUAGACGCUUUCCUCUUCCUUAUUGUUCACUCCAUUGAUAAGUUGGGAAUAUGGCCUCGAUUACCAGUGAUCUUAGGUCUCUUCUAUCUGGGAAUUCGCCGGCACCUUCAUCAAGAGUACAACUUGUUCAACGUCGGUAGAUCUGCGGUCGGGGUUCGGUUUAACCCCAUGGAUUAUCCAUAUAGGGCUGCUGAUGGAAAAUACAAUGAUCCCUUUAAUGGAGAUGCCGGCAGUGAAGGAACUUUCUUUGGUAGAAAUGUUCUUCCUGUUGAUCAAAAGAAGAAGCUAAUAAAACCAGAUCCAAUGGUGGUGGCCACAAAGCUUCUUGCUCGGAGAAAAUUCAUAGACACAGGAAAGCAAUUCAACAUGAUAGCAGCUUCUUGGAUUCAGUUUAUGAUACAUGAUUGGAUCGAUCACUUGGAAGACACCAAGCAGAUUGAGCUGACUGCACCUAGAGAAGUUGCAAACCAGUGCCCUCUCAAGUCAUUCAAGUUUUACAAGACAAAGGAGGUUCCAACCGGCUCUUACGAUAUCAAAUCUGGUGCACUAAACAUUCGUACACCAUGGUGGGAUGGAAGUGCUGUUUAUGGGAGCAAUGCAGAAAAGUUGCAAAAAGUAAGAACUUUCAAAGAUGGGAAGCUUAAAAUAUCAUCAGAUGGGCUUCUCCUCCAUGACAAAGAUGGAGUUGCUGUGUCAGGAGAUGUUCGUAAUAGUUGGAUUGGUGUCUCAACAUUGCAAGCCCUUUUCAUUAAAGAACACAAUGCAGUCUGUGACGCUCUCAAGAGAGAAUAUCAUCACUUGGAUGAUGAAGAGUUGUAUCGUCAUGCAAGGCUAGUGACAUCUGCAGUUAUUGCAAAGGUCCAUACCAUAGAUUGGACGGUGGAGCUCCUCAAAACUGAUACGUUGCUUGCAGGGAUGCGAGCCAAUUGGUAUGGUUUGUUGGGAAAGAAAUUCAAGGACACAUUUGGACAUGUUGGAGGAGCCAUCUUAGGAGGUUUCGUGGGUCUAAAGAAACCAGAUAAUCAUGGUGUUCCUUAUUCAUUGACUGAGGAGUUUGCUAGUGUUUAUCGGAUGCACUCGCUUUUACCCGAUUAUCUUCAUUUAAGAGACAUCUCAGCUGCACCCGGGCCAAACAAAUCUCCGCCAUUGUUCGAAAAGGUUCCUCUACCAAAAUUGAUUGGUCUUAGAGGAGAAACGGCCUUGGUAGAAAUUGGGUUUGAAAAGCAAAUGGUUUCAAUGGGCCACCAAGCUUCUGGGGCCCUGGAGCUUUGGAACUAUCCUACAUGGCUUAGAGACCUUAUACCACAAGAUGUGGAUGGCCGAGAUAGGCUUGAUCAUGUGGACUUACCAGCCCUUGAAGUGUAUAGGGAUAGGGAGAGGAAUGUUGCAAGGUAUAAUGAGUUCCGUAGGGCAUUACUAUUGAUACCAAUUUCAAAAUGGGAAGAUCUAACGGAUGAUAAAGAAACAAUUCAAACGCUUGAGGAAGUGUACGGUGAUGAUGUUGAAGAACUCGAUUUGCUUGUGGGUCUCAUGGCAGAGUAGAAGAUCACAGGAUUCGCAAUUAGUGAAACAGCUUUUAUAAUAUUCUUACUAAUGGCAAGCAGGAGGCUGGAAGCAGAUAGGUUCUUUACAAGCAAUUUCAAUGAGGAGACAUACACGAAAAAAGGACUUGAAUGGGUUAAUAAUACAGAGAGUUUGAAGGAUGUGCUAAAACGUCAUUAUCCAGAAAUGGUAGAGAAAUGGAUGAACUCUACAAGUGCUUUCUCGGUGUGGGAUUCACCUCCAAAUGCUGACAAUCCAAUCCCACUCUAUCUUCGUGUUGCUCAGUGAUUCUCAUUUUUCACAACCAUGCAUAUGGCUUAAAGUUACUGUCUCUAUUUUACCUUCUGCCUUAAAAAAAAUGUAGGACUACUUCAAUAAACCACUAGCUUAAGAAAAAAAAUGUAGGACUACUUCAAUAAACCAUUAGCUCUAAAUAAGGGAGAUAACAU
Molecule: messenger RNA, 2141 nt
Organism: Quercus lobata
Lineage: Eukaryota; Viridiplantae; Streptophyta; Magnoliopsida; Fagales; Fagaceae
Product: alpha-dioxygenase 1-like
Exons: 10
Coding region: 49-1692 (547 amino acids)
Biological process (GO): response to oxidative stress
Molecular function (GO): peroxidase activity; heme binding; oxidoreductase activity, acting on single donors with incorporation of molecular oxygen, incorporation of two atoms of oxygen
Source: RefSeq, a predicted model, not a curated record